UAGAAGAACUCUUAAAAGAUAAUAAGCGAUACUUUUUCUUACACAAUACAUAAAAAUAUUAUAUAUAAAGAAUAGAAAAUUUGGCAAACAUGUUGUCUAAUUUACUUUCGCUCGAUAACAAAUGCUUGGAGAGAAUUUGCAGUUUCCUAAGCACACGAAGUCUAGUGCGAUUUGCGAAAGUAUGCCCACGUUUAUAUGAUAUUGUUCAAGGACACUGCAUAAGUCGUUAUAAAACAUGUGAAUUUUUUAAUGUAAGCAAGAUGACUUUACCCGAAAUAGUUAGGUUUUUCCUCCUCGCUGGCGCCGGUAUUGAAUCCUUGGAACGAUAUGCAGCAAUUAAACAUCGUGAUAUUGUGAUUGAUUUAAUGGCAACGUACUGUCCACAGAUGAAGACACUGGUUCUGAUUAAUUGUGAUUUGGAUGAUAAUUCAAUGAGUAUUCUGAAAAAUCUAAAAACCUUACAGACACUAACACUCGCCUCGAGUGCUAGGCUAACAGGUAAACACAUAAAUAACUUGGUGCACCUUACGCAUCUGAAUUUAUAUAACUGCAGCAACAUGAGGACAUCACAUUUGAUUCAAAUAUUCAAAGACGUACCCAAUUUAAGGGCACUUGAUAUGCGUGAAUGUAGACAGAUGACGCCGGAACUUUUCACCGAAAUGGUCAAAUACUGCAAGCAGCUUGAAGUGUUGAAGACUUCGUGCCCUGAAUUUCCAUAUUCAUGUGUAGCCAUAUUGCCAAACCUAAAAGAGCUCGUUUUGUCGGAGUACAUACCAGGUGCUACGACACAGAUAGUUUUGUUACAGGAAUUGGUCGCAAACAAGGCUAAGCAAUUGGAGGUUUUGGAAAUAUAUUCAGAAAACUCGCUGAACUUUGAACAUGUUUCGCUAAUCUCAAAACUGAAGCAUCUAAAAGUCCUCAAUGUCGCCAAUAAUCAGGUAGUUAAUGACGAUGCUCUUGUAAAAUUUGGCAAGUUGAAACAACUCGAAGUGUUAACAAUAAGACGUUGCGUUUCAAUAACCAACCAAGGAGUUUUGAAGUUGUUGCAAAGCUGUUCACUACUCUACCGCUUAAAUGUGCAAUAUUGCACAAAAAUAACAAAUGAGUUUGUUAUUAAUGUGAUUCCAGUUCUAAGUGAUAACAGAAGUCACAACCGAAAAAAGCCAUUCCUACUACUGGUAGAUCCCGAACUUCUAGAUGAGAAAACCCUGGCUUUGUUCAAACAAUAUACAAUCGCUGUGAAAGAGUUUCUCAUCAAAAUAGAUACGGAAAUGUCUGAAUCCGAUUUGGCUUAUGGACCCUACUGGAAAAAGAGGCCUCUUUCUGAUGGAGAAGAUAGUGAUGAAACGUCUCGCGAUUAAAUUUAUUUUGCAGCUUUUAGUAACUUUCAUAGUAGUAAAGCUAGUGUUACUCUUUACUAAAGAUUUUAAUGUGGAAAAAUAGAAAAAAUUCAUGCGGCCAUGUUAAAAAAUAC
Molecule: messenger RNA, 1474 nt
Organism: Ceratitis capitata (Mediterranean fruit fly)
Lineage: Eukaryota; Metazoa; Arthropoda; Insecta; Diptera; Tephritidae
Product: F-box/LRR-repeat protein 7
Exons: 3
Coding region: 90-1361 (423 amino acids)
Biological process (GO): SCF-dependent proteasomal ubiquitin-dependent protein catabolic process
Cellular component (GO): SCF ubiquitin ligase complex
Molecular function (GO): protein binding
Source: RefSeq, a predicted model, not a curated record